CCAAGAUUUCUCAUUUAUUUAUUUUUUUUUUCUUUUAAAAAUACUCCGCUAUAGUACUUCAGCAUUUCCUUUUUUCAAGAAUAAAUAGUAUCCCAAGUAGAAACCAGAAAGAACAUUUGCAAAAAUUAAAAAGGCUCAUUAAUGGCAGUAUCAGUUUGUGAGUUUUGGGGCUGGGUUGAGAUGUGGAAGAAGACAACAAAAUUUGGAAUAUUAAAUGAGUGGACAGAUUGCUACCCAAGGUCCAAUAACUAGAGAAAGAAAGAAAGAAAGAAAUAAACAAAUAAAAAGAGUGAAGGGGUUUGUACAGGCACAGGGGAGAGAGCCGUGAUAUCCGAGCCCCAACCCUCACCACCCACACAGAAAAAAAAAAAAAAAACAAAUAACUCUAUUCCAUUGCAUAACAGCAGAUCACCUCUUUCUUUCUUCCUUCCGGGGCUCUUCUUACCUCGAUUUGAUCGUUCCUUUCUUUCUCUCACUUUGCUUCUCUAUAAAACUUUCUGUUUCUCUCUCUUUUCUUUCUUUGCCAGUAAUCGCAGUGCAUCAGUGGCAGUGCAAGAAAAGAGGGGGAGAGUUUUCAUCGGGAAGGUAAAGCUUUACCUCAGUGCCUCAAAGAUAACAAACACAUUUUCAUUUUAUGAACCACCACCGCCUGCCUCUUCUUCUGCUCCUGCUACUAUUUCCCUCUCUCUCUCUCUCUCUCUCUGUUCACCCCGCGCGCGUGCGCUCUCCGCUAUUUUCAUCUCCAACUCCCCCCUCUUUCUCCUACUCACAAACAGAAUUCUGAGAUUAAUGCUUUUAAAUCCACAAAGAUAAACGCCCUAAUGCAUUUCCCCAAGGAAAGGCAAAACUGAGCACUCUUUAAUUGGCAGACCUAGCCAAGAGUGUAAAACCCACAAAACUGACUCACUCGCUACUCCCACUACUAUCACUCUUUAGGAUUUCCUGUAAAAAGGCUGUUUGUUGAAGCAUAAAUCUCGGGAGAGCACUGCACAUACAAUAUAACAACAAUCUUUUAGAACAAAGAGAUUGCGUAGGAGAGAGAAACACCCGAUUCAAAGAAAGAAAGACACAUAUCAUGGGUAAAAUUGUUAGUACUACUGCUAUAUAGCUAAGCACAAGCGAACAACUAGGAACGGAUAAGACACUAGUGUGUGUUGUAUGUGUAAGAGAGAGAUAAUGGAGGGUGGUUCCAAUAGCACUUCUUGCAUGAUGGCUUUUGGAGACAACAGUAAUGGACUAUGUCCUAUGAUGAUGAUGCCUCUCAUGACUUCGCAUCCCCAUCAUCACCAUCAUCAUCCUCCUCCUCCUCCUCCUAAUGCAGACUCAUCAUCAAAUACCCUAUUCCUUCCUCUCCCACCUCCCACCAACCAUCAAGACCAAAACCGUAAUAGUAGUAGUGCUUCUUCUAUGAUUCUUGACGAUCAUAACAACACCACCACCACCACCACCAACACCAACACAAGCUGUUAUUUCAUGGACAGCAACGAUGGCUCUGCUGCUUCUGUCAAGGCCAAGAUCAUGGCUCAUCCUCAUUACCAUCGUCUCUUGGCUGCUUAUAUCAACUGUCAAAAGGUUGGAGCACCGCCUGAAGUGGUGGCUCGACUAGAAGAAGCUUGUGCUUCUGCGGCAGCAAUGGGCCCGACUGGCACGAGCUGUGUAGGUGAAGAUCCGGCCCUGGACCAGUUCAUGGAGGCUUACUGUGAGAUGCUUACGAAGUAUGAGCAAGAGCUUUCGAAGCCCUUCAAGGAAGCCAUGCUUUUCCUCCAGAGGGUUGAGUGUCAAUUCAAAGCCCUUACUGUUUCCUCUCCAAAUUCCGCUUGUGGUGAGGCUGGAGAGAGGAAUGGAUCAUCUGAAGAAGAAGUUGAUGUGAAUAACAACUUCAUAGAUCCCCAGGCGGAAGAUCAGGAACUGAAGGGUCAGCUUCUUCGCAGGUACAGUGGAUGUUUAGGCAAUCUCAAGCAAGAGUUCAUGAAAAAGAGAAAAAAGGGGAAGUUACCCAAGGAAGCCAGACAGCAGUUACUGGAUUGGUGGAGCAGACAUUACAAAUGGCCUUAUCCAUCGGAGUCACAGAAGCUGGCCCUAGCAGAAUCCACAGGCCUGGACCAGAAGCAAAUUAACAAUUGGUUCAUUAACCAGAGGAAACGGCACUGGAAACCAUCGGAGGAUAUGCAGUUCGUAGUGAUGGAUGCUACGCAUCCUCAUUAUUACGUGGAUAACGUUCUUGGUAACCCUUUCCCGAUGGACAUCUCUCCUACAUUGCUGUGAAGAUGACCGGAUAAAUAUAAAUUAAUAUAUAAUCAAAUAGUAUUAUAUUUAUAUGUUACUGCAAUUCUAAUUGUUGGAAUGCAGGUGGAUUUGUAUUUACACCUAUAAUCUGACAUGGAAUUUAUGAUAUGUCGUAGUAUCUAUAUCAUGUAACUGAAUGCUGAGCCAGCCGGCCAGCCGGUGGUUCUCUUAUUUACAUAGUAAGUUUUGAAAUUUGUAACGUUGUUC
Molecule: messenger RNA, 2493 nt
Organism: Jatropha curcas
Lineage: Eukaryota; Viridiplantae; Streptophyta; Magnoliopsida; Malpighiales; Euphorbiaceae
Gene: STM
Product: KNOX/ELK homeobox transcription factor
Biological process (GO): regulation of DNA-templated transcription
Cellular component (GO): nucleus
Molecular function (GO): DNA-binding transcription factor activity, RNA polymerase II-specific; DNA binding
Source: RefSeq, a predicted model, not a curated record